AUGGCGGUGCUGGCGCGGCCUCGCCGCGGUCCUGCCGGCCUAGGGCUGCGGCUCCGACGGGAGGCGACGGACGGCCCGUGGGGCCGGGGCCGGACGUGGAGCGAGGUGCUUAGAAAAAGCCUUCAAAGGGGGCUUGUGCUUUCAACAGGGUCCUUUUUGGCUUAUGAAGCUCAUAAGCUGAUUUUUGGCUUUGCUGAGGUUCAUGCAAGCUUCAAAGUGGAAGAAGUGAUAGAACAAGCAGACUACCUGUACGGGAGUGGAGAAACUGAAAAACUGUAUCAGUUGCUGGUUCAGCAUAAAAAUAGCGAUGAUGCGGAGUUGUUGUGGCGGCUGGCACGGGCAUCACGAGAUCUAGCUCAGCUUAGUAGUACUUCUGCAGAGGAGAAGAAACAACUGACUUAUGACUCCUUUGAGUAUGCAAAAAAGGCUCUUGAAAAAAAUGAAUCAAAUUCUGCAGCGCACAAGUGGUAUGGAAUUUGCCUCAGUGAUGUUGGAGACUAUGAAGGAAUCAAAACUAAAAUUGGAAAUGCUAUUGUUAUCAAGGAGCAUUUUCAGAGAGCCAUUGAACUAAAUCCAAAAGAUGCUACAACAAUUCAUCUUAUAGGGAUUUGGUGUUACUCCUUUGCUGAAAUGCCAUGGUACCAAAGAAAAAUUGCUGCAACGCUGUUUGCCACACCACCAACCUCCACGUUUCAAGAGGCGCUACGUUACUUUCACAUGGCAGAGGAAGCUGAUCCAAAUUUCUACAGCAAAAAUUUGCUCUUUUUGGGGAAGACAUACUUGAAGUUAAACAAUAAAAAGAUGGCUCUUCUCUGGUUAAGCAAAGCAAAGGAGUAUCCUGCACAGACAGAAGAGGACAAACAGGUACAGAAAGAAGCUUUGGAGCUGCUUAAUUCUAUAUAAGAAGAAACAAAAUAAUGGGAAUUCAGUGCCUCAGGUUUGAGCAGCAUAGGAAAAAGGCCCCAAAUACUACUUUGGUUUAUUGAAGCUGUUAAUAAAAGUAUAGCCCAGA
This is a messenger RNA of Manacus vitellinus (golden-collared manakin), 1012 nucleotides long. RefSeq names its product regulator of microtubule dynamics 1 (gene RMDN1). NCBI's taxonomy places the organism in Eukaryota, Metazoa, Chordata, Aves, Passeriformes, Pipridae. Gene Ontology annotation, cellular component: spindle microtubule; cytoplasm; mitotic spindle pole. Gene Ontology annotation, molecular function: microtubule binding. The record is from RefSeq and is a predicted model, not a curated record.